AUGGGCGCUAAAAAAUCUAAAGAAGUAUCAACUGAACUUACAGCUAAACAAAUUGCUUUAAUUAAAGCAAAUACAAAAUAUACUGACCAAGAAAUUCGAGAGUGGCACACGGGUUUCAUUCGUGAUUGUCCUAAUGGUAAACUCGAUAAGAAGAAAUUUGCUGAAGUUUAUAAACAAUUCUAUCCCGAUGGCAAAGUUGAUAAAUAUUGCAAACAUGCUUUUGAUACAUUUGAUACCAAUCAUGAUGGUUCAAUAACUUUCGAAGAAUUUCUUUUAGCUAUUGCUGCUACAAGUCAAGGAAAUGUUGAUGAACGUCUCUCAGUUGCUUUUGAUUUAUAUGAUAUUUCAAAUGAUGGACAAAUUGAUCAAAAAGAACUUGCUACUAUGAUCUCAGCUAUGUAUGAUCUUGUUGGCGAACAGGAUCGUAAAGGUGAUAAAGAUCCAAAAAAACGUGCUGCAGAUAUCAUUACAAAAUUGGAUCUUACUGGUGAUAAAAAAUUAACAAAAGCUGAAUUUAUUUCUGGAUGUAAAACUGAUCCAGUCAUUCAUCAAAUGCUUGCUCCAAAUGCUUAA
Molecule: messenger RNA, 573 nt
Organism: Adineta steineri
Lineage: Eukaryota; Metazoa; Rotifera; Eurotatoria; Adinetida; Adinetidae
Source: the annotation of a GenBank genome assembly